UAUUCACACUGUACAGUCACUGUACAUACACAUGCCGGCGCAGGAAAAAGGAAACGCAGUGCCAUGAUCGAACAGAUUCUUAGCUGCCGUAUGGUGAUCUAUACGGUCUCCUGACAUUACAUCAUCGCAACUAAUCACGACAUGAGCAGUGAGGCAGCGCCUUCAGGCAGUUACAACCGUCACAUUAACAAUGGGAGGUAACGCAGUCUAUGGAGCCUCCGCAGCGCAUGCUAUGCCGUAACCAGAACAAACGUCGGAGGAUAAGAAUCGGCUGGCAAAGUAUGGAACCAAUGAUGUCCUGGCGUCAAACUUUACAGUAGAAGAUGUAGCUGGAAGAAGACAUGGCAUCUGGACCAGAUGAUGAAGAAAAGAAAAGGAACAACAAUAGAGAAGACUUCUUCCAUAAAUGGUUCUUAUAUCUGGGACACAGAAAAUUGAGGGAGAAGCAAAGACAGGAAAACAAAAGUCAGAAGUGCCUACAAUUGAAGAAGAGAACAAUUCCAUUGACCUAGCAAAGCAAAAAAGUGAACUGGAGGUAAAUGACGAAAAUGUUAAGAAAGAAGAAGAUGGUCUUAUAUGGCAGGGCACCGGGGACCCUUUACCACAGCUUCUUGCAGUUGUUCCAACCUUGGAUCAUUCUAGUUCCCCAUCCAUGUCAAAAUUAAUUACAGAUGAAGAAUAUGAAGAAUACGAUGAUUUUUCUGAUGUUCGCAGCAUUGCUUCAGAUGACUCUUUCUAUCCACCAGAUCUUGAGACUCAUGGCUACUGGCAGCAUAGUGAAGAAAAUGAAGAAGGGGGCCAAUUUACAAAUGGAGAACUUGACAGUGAUAGUUAUAAUAGUUUAGAAAGUCUAGCAAGUCCUGAACCGCUUACUCUGUUUAAAGCAUGCAAUAGCAAUAAUGUAAUUAUUUUAAAAGCUCUCAUGCGUCAAGGCUUGACAAAGGAAGAGGUUUGUGAGACAGACAAAAACAACAGGACUGGACUUCUUGUUGCAUGUUAUCAAGGUUAUGUGGACAUCGUAAUAGCUCUAUCACAAUGUCCUCAUGUUGAUGUGAACUGGCAAGACAACGAUGGGAACACUGCUCUUAUAACAGCUGCACAAGCAGGACAUAUAACAAUCACAAACUAUUUGCUGAAUUAUUACCCCGAUCUAAACCUUGAGAAGAGAAAUAUUCAUGGAUUCACAGCAUUAAUGAAAGCAUCAAUUCAAGGCAGAACGGAUUGUGUUCGAGCUUUAAUGUUAGCUGGUGCUGAUAUUCAAGCAGUGGAUCCAAAUCGUGGUUUGACCUCCAGAGAAUGGGCAAGAUUUACAGGAAGAUAUGACACAGCCUAUCUGAUGCAACGACUCAUAGACAAACCAUCCCCAGAACAAUUUAGUAAUCAAUUCCAAAUGGAAUGGCCUAAAAUGAAAGAACUCCUUGCGAAGGCUGCAGAACCAAAAUCAUGUGCGCAGAAAAUUUCAGAAUGUAUUAAAUCAGCAUUUACUUUUAAUUAUUUUAGUCAACCUGAGGAGGAUGGUGUGCUUGAUCACAUGGUAAAAAUCACAACAAGCAUAAACAGCCCAUUUGUUGCAGUUAGUUGCAGAACAGUGUGUCCCGACAGUCCCCCAUGUGUUGGGAAACGUAGAUACUCUGUGCAGGAGAUUAUGAGAAAAAAGGGAGCAAAUAAAUGCAGAGCUUUAGAUGAAAAGUCUCAUGAAAAACUUUUCCAUAACUCAACAGUUACUGUAAUUUCCAAGAAAAAAGAGAGAAGAGCUAGUCUUCAACCACAUUCCUUACAAAGAACUGAUGUGAUGGCUAUAAGAAGAACAAGUCUUUUACCGUUAAAUAUACUAAGAAGAAGCAGUGUGAGGCCAGGAUACAUAAUUCCAAAAGUUCGCAUCACCAAGGCUCCCACACCAACAUACUAUCCUGACAAAGCAAGGAAAGACAAAGACAAUACCUACUUACAGAUCCCAAAAUGGCGCUACAAGGAGUUAAAGGAAGAAAGGAAAAAGGCAGAAGAAGAGGCGCUCAGAAAACGCCAAGAAGCUGAGAAGGAGAAACAAAAAAAGAUAAUAAAAAAAAAAAGUUUUACUUAAUAUAUGUAUUUCCAUCAAACUUAAAAUUAUAAUGAAUAAAGGCAGUGGUGAAAACUUAGAUUAGAUUUUGGUAACAUAAAUGUAAACAUAAAAAA
Messenger RNA from Hyla sarda, 2175 nucleotides. It is a transcript of the gene ANKRD33B, whose product is annotated as ankyrin repeat domain 33B. The transcript has 6 exons. Lineage: Eukaryota; Metazoa; Chordata; Amphibia; Anura; Hylidae. The record is from RefSeq and is a predicted model, not a curated record. The coding region runs from base 407 to 2080 and encodes 557 amino acids. Gene Ontology annotation, molecular function: protein binding.